AUGUCGUCUUCAUCUGCUCAAGCUCCAGGUGGUUUAAGAAGUGCUGUUAAGAGAAAGUCAACUGCUGAAAAGAAAGCUCAAAAUUCAAAUGCUUUACCAUUAUCUACAAGAUCAGCUGGUGCUGGAGGUUCUUCAUCAACUAUGAUGAAAUUAUUUACUGAUGAAGCUCAAGGUUUAAGAGUUGAUCCAUUAGUUGUAUUAUUUUUAGCUGUUGGAUUCAUAUUUUCAGUAAUUAUAUUACAUGUAUUUGCAAAGAUAACUGGUAAAUUUACUUAA
Messenger RNA from Scheffersomyces amazonensis, 276 nucleotides. RefSeq names its product Arf family guanine nucleotide exchange factor. Bases 1 to 276 code for a protein of 91 amino acids. The transcript is spliced from 2 exons. The record is from RefSeq and is a predicted model, not a curated record. Gene Ontology annotation, cellular component: Sec61 translocon complex; membrane. Gene Ontology annotation, biological process: post-translational protein targeting to membrane, translocation; SRP-dependent cotranslational protein targeting to membrane, translocation. Lineage: Eukaryota; Fungi; Ascomycota; Pichiomycetes; Serinales; Debaryomycetaceae. Gene Ontology annotation, molecular function: guanyl-nucleotide exchange factor activity.